UCAAAAACAUAAACCUUUUACCCCUAUUUCCCCUAUAAUUUAUAAAAAUACUAUAAAUAAAUGCUCCCUUCACACUAUUUCACAGUUUUUCAAUCACGUUUCUCUUCCCCCGAACCCUAACACAGCCAAACCAAAGCUGCUGCAAACACCCGUCCCCUUUCGGCUUUGCUUUAGUUCUCGAAUCUUAUUUCCUUCAUCUACCCAAAUGUAAAUGUAAUUUCCUUUUUUUUUAACAGGGUAUUUUCUUCAUCAUCUUCAUGGCUUCAGCUUGUGUUAACAACAUCGGUGUCUCACCGGAGAGUUUCCAGACUACAACAAGUUACUCUUCAUAUGGUUGGUUGAGUCCUAGGAUUUCCUUCAGCCGAGAAGAGGAGUCUUCUAAGUCUAGACCCAAGUCUCCUACUGAUCCCUCUUCUACAGAUCCUGAUCCUGGUUCUGAUCCGCCAGAGAUCCAAGAUACCCCUGCUGGUGACUUUGAGUUCAGGCUUGAAGAUCCUGUCACGAUGCUUCCAGCUGACGAGCUUUUUUCUGAUGGUAAGCUCGUGCCUUUACAUUUCUCAACUCUGAAACCACAUCCUCCUGUGAAUGCUUUGUCUGAGAUCAGGUCUCCCGAAACAGCCAAAUCUUGCCGUAGAAUAGAAAUGGAGAUUUCUGGCACGGAUCCUUACUUGUUUUCACCUAAAGCUCCAAGGUGUUCAAGUAGGUGGAGGGAACUUUUGGGUCUUAAAAAGUUUUCCCAAAACACUAAUCAACCUCCCAAAUCCGAGUCUCAAAGCAAAAUCUCAUUAUUAUCUAACAAUAACACGAAAUCUCUCAAGCAUUUCCUUCACAGAAGCUCCAAAUCUUCUUCUUCCUCCUCUUCCACUGCAUCCUGGGCAGACUCUUCAUUAAGUAUUCCCUUGUUGAAAGACUCAGAUUGUGAGUCAGUCUCUGUAUCUUCAUCAAGGUUAUCCCUUUCUUCUUCAUCUUCUGGUCACGAACACGAGGAUCUUCCAAGGCUGUCACUUGAUUCCGAUAAGCCAAGUUUGAACAACCCUAGCCCCAAUCCUUUCGCUCCUUGUAGAAAUAUAAACCCAAACCCACCAAGAAUGAGGAUGGUUAAAGCAAGACCAGGUUCGGGGUCGGAUAGUAAUCAAAUGGCAGCUGGUGGGACUCGAAUGGGUCGGAGUCCGAUCCGGAGGGAUUCAUCAGGUGGAGUAACAAGCAGGGGAGUUUCAGUUGAUAGUCCAAGGAUGAACUCUUCGGGCAAAAUCGUGUUCCAAAGCCUGGAAAGAAGUUCAAGCAGUCCAAGUAGCUUCAAUGGUGGUCCCAGGUUUAAACAAAGAGGAAUGGAGAGGUCGUAUUCAGCUAAUGUUAGAAUCACCCCAGUUCUUAACGUCCCCGUUUGUUCCUUGAGAGGAUCUUCAAAAUCAGGCUCUGUUUUUGGAUUCGGACAGUUGUUUUCAUCUUCCCCACAAAAGACUGGAAAUGGAGGAAGUAGCAAAGGGCAUCAGAGUAGCAACAGCAGCAGCAGCAGACACAAAACAACAGAUCGAAAUCAUUAAAAAAGAACCAAAAACAAAAAGAGAGAUUUGGUAACAAAUUUAGUACUAAGCAUUAAUUAGUUGUUGAAUAACAUUUUUAACGUUUUCCUGUGUUAUUUUUAAGAUUUUAUGUCAUGGGAUCUUUUUUGUUUUAAUUUCCUUCAAGGGUUCUCAAGUGAUACAACUUUCACAUUUCCCACAUUUUAUCGUAGCUCUCCUUUCUCAUUAACAAAAACUUGUAGAAUUUAGAUGUAAAUACCCUUUUUUUUCGUUCUUAUUAAUGGUUGUUUUAAUUUUUUUUUUUAGUAUUUUGCUGACUUUUCAAUGGAAAAAGAAAAGAAAAAAACUUGAGUUUGGAAGAAUUUGGUUCACGUUUUUGAGAUUGUAAGGUUUUCUUCGCUCUGAUAUGAAAGAUAUGGAAUCUCUGUUUUUCGCUGUUGUUUGAUGAGUUGAGAGACUAGGGUGGGGGAUUUGUUGUCCAAACCACGCGCUGGAAAUGCGCUUCUGUCAGGAUUUUUCAGUCUUUGACAAUAGUCAUGUAUUGUUCAUCUAAUGUGUCUUUUUCAAUAAAUUUUUUGAAAUUUGUUGUUUACUAUGAAGUUUGGGAAAUAA
Durio zibethinus is the source of this 2135-nucleotide messenger RNA. RefSeq lists its product as uncharacterized. Lineage: Eukaryota; Viridiplantae; Streptophyta; Magnoliopsida; Malvales; Malvaceae. The record is from RefSeq and is a predicted model, not a curated record.